CUGCCGCUAAUUACAAAAGAAGAAGAAGAAAAGAGUGUGACGUCACUCGGAAAGAUGGCAGCUUCCGUCGGUGCAACGCUGUUUCUAUAAAACACAUUUACUUUGAGACUUGUGGAGAAUACUCUGUUAAAACACAGCGUUUAUUUAGCCUCACAUCUUACCGGUAGUGUUGUAACAGUUGUGGUGGAGAUGAAGACCUUCUGUGGAAGAGCCAACCCGAGCACCGGAGCUCUAGACUGGGUGGAGGAGAGCGAGGACUACGACUACCACCAGGAGAUAGCCAGGUCCUGUUAUGCCGAUAUGCUUCAUGACCAUGACAGGAAUAUCAAGUACUACCAGGGUAUCCGGGCAGCUGUAGCCAGAGUAAAGGCUCGUGGUGAGAAGGUUAUUGUCCUGGACAUCGGCACAGGAACAGGCCUCCUGUCCAUGAUGGCCCUCACUGCUGGAGCUGACUUCUGUUAUGCUGUGGAGGUUUUUAAGCCCAUGGCUGAGGCGGCGCAGUGCAUUGUGGAGAAGAACGGCUUCUCUGAAAAGAUCAAGAUUAUUAACAAACACUCCACUGAUGUCACUGUGGGGCCAGAUGGAGAUAUGCAAAUGAAGGCCAAUGUUCUGAUCACAGAGCUGUUUGAUACGGAACUGAUAGGUGAAGGAGCCCUACCCAGCUAUGAACAUGCUCACCAAAACCUUGUCCAGAAGGUUUGUGAGGCGGUCCCUCACCGGGCCACUGUCUACGCCCAGCUGGUGGAGUCGGAGCUGCUGUGGAGCUGGGCUCAGCUGCAGCCGGUGGAGGUGGAAGGGGCCCGCCUGGCCCCGCCGCCCGCUGUGGGCCACUGUGCUGGAGCUCAUUCAGUGUGUGACAUCCAGCUGAGCCAGGUGUCUCCUCAAAGCUUCACCCCGCUUGGUCCUCUCUGCACCAUGUUCAGUGUGGAUUUCAGUAAGCCAGUAAGCAGCGCAUUCCAAUCCCACUGCUCCCAGUUUGUGGCUCAGUCCGGCGGUCGGGCCCAGGUGGUCCUAUCUUGGUGGGACCUCGACAUGGAUCCCAGUGGAAGCAUUGUGUGCACCAUGGCUCCCAGCUGGGCGUACCCACAGCCAAAGACGGCUCCGUGGCGGGAUCACUGGAUGCAGAGUGUGUACUUCCUGCCUGUGGAGAGCAGCGUGACAGAAGGAGAGGAGCUGAGUCUGACUGUCUGCCAUGAUGACUACAGUCUGUGGUACAGCCUGCAGUCUCACAGCCAGCAGGACUCACAGACCGAGGCUCUUCUCUCUCGGCCCUGUUGUACCUGCCAGGCUCACAUGGUUUGGACUCGACCGCGUUUCGGUGAACUCAACGACAGACGGCGCACAGAGAGCUACAUCAGUGCACUGCGCAGCGUUCUGAGGGAGGACAGUGUGUGUCUUGGCAUCAGUGAUGGAAGUCUGCUCCCUGUGUUUGCUCACAUGAUUGGAGCCAAGAAGGUCUGUGCUUUGGAAAACUCCAGAAUGUCUAAACAGGUUAUCGAGCAGGUGUUGGAAGCCAACUCGAGGAAGGGAUGUGUUGAGCUGCUGGAGCUCAGGCCUGAGCAGCUGACCAGUAAUGAUCUAGGAGGGGAACAGAUCUCAGUCCUGAUGGGUGAACCGUACUUCAGCACCAGUCUCCUACCCUGGCACUCCCUGUUCUUCUGGUACUGUCGGACCGCCCUGGCCGGCCUUCUCCGGCCCAACGCCACCAUCCUGCCCUGCUCUGCCACUCUUCACGUGGUGGCUGUAGAGUUCCAGGAUUUGUGGAGGAUAGAGCUCCGUGUGGAACAUGUGAGGGCUUUGAUGUCACCCCAUGGAUGAAAUGGUCCAGCGAUCUCUGGAUUUCCGUGAGUCCCGUGAGGCGGAGCCCCACCCUCUCUGGAGUACCCGUGCCGUGCUCUGACCCAGUCCACUAGCUGUCAUGACCUUUGACUUCACACAGUGUGUCCCUCAACAGCCAAUCAGCAGUCAGGGCUCGCUGCCUUUCACAAGGAUUGGUCGUUGCCAUGGUGUCGCGUUGUGGAUGGAAUAUAAGCUAACCGACAGCAUCACUGUCAGUGCCGGUCUGAUUGGAGCGAGUCAGUGAGCAG
This is a messenger RNA of Sebastes umbrosus (honeycomb rockfish), 2087 nucleotides long. RefSeq names its product protein arginine methyltransferase 7 (gene prmt7). Gene Ontology annotation, molecular function: protein-arginine omega-N monomethyltransferase activity. The record is from RefSeq and is a predicted model, not a curated record. Gene Ontology annotation, biological process: peptidyl-arginine methylation. The coding region runs from base 190 to 1818 and encodes 542 amino acids. The transcript is spliced from 16 exons. Lineage: Eukaryota; Metazoa; Chordata; Actinopteri; Perciformes; Sebastidae.